AUGGACGAGCGGCGGGAGCUUCGCAAGUUCCCUAAGGGGGAGAGAUGCCCGGAAUGUGGCGUGAGAAAAUGGUAUCUGGAGAAUGGUCUCCGAUUCUGCUCUAACGGCCACCAGGUUGAGGGCUUUAUUCAAUUCGAUAUUGGUGACGAAGAAGAUGCGGGGAAACUCGGUGCUGUCGCCAAACGAGAGAGGGAAGUCAAGGAGAGAGAGCUCCGCCAUCUCACUGGCCAGGCUGGCAAGAACCUCUAUCUCGAAUGUCUCCAACUAAUCCUCAGAAACCAAGUACUGUGGCUCGUCAGCUCCAGAGGCCACAAAGACGAGCUUGAGACGGUGGUUCGUGACCUAUGGGACCUUCGCACUCGCGGCUCCAGCAACCUUGUGGCUGAGGAUGCUCCCCAAGAAGACUCGCUCGAGAUGUUCAGCUCCCAACCAGCAACAGAGGAACUGGUCAAGGGAGUUGACAACAGCAAGACAAGGGCACAAAGUUGGGAUCCCAGCCGAGGAUCAGACUGGCCAAUGCCAAGGAUGAUUGAGACCCUUGCCUUAUGCUAUCUGGGCUGUCUCCUGCUUAGAAUUCCGACAGGUGUUGGAGAACUCUGCACUUGGGUCAACAGCGGACACAUGCCUUGCAAAAGAGCAUAUUAUGACCUGCCUCAAGAGAUGCAAGACAGAUUGCCUUCAGCGUAUACAAGAGCUCUGAAGGUGCCUCUUCACGCAACUCUUCAGGGAGUUGACCUCCAUUACACUGUCAUGAAUCUGGCACUUUCAUACCACCAAAACUAUGGGAUGAUCUUCCCUGCCAUCAGCGACACGCCAACUCUUGUCGCCUACUCGCGACAACUAGCACUGCCGGUCGAAGCACUCAUUACAGCACGAAGCAUCAUAUCUGUAAUGAAACUAGGCUUCCAGCUACCUAUACACAAAUCUCGACUAUUCAUCCUCGACUAUCCAGAGAUAAUGUUGGUUUCAGUUGCAGUAGUUGCGACAAAACUAUCGUCCCCACUCGGCGGUAGUUCGCCAUUGCUUCAGGGUACUGGUUUUGAGGCAGGCCUCCGAUUUAACUGGGACAAAUGGCGAGAGGCCAUGGCUGAGCUUGACGAUCCAUUGGCAUCCCAGGGUGAGCCAAGCUUUGACAAGGUCACCGCGGAUCAAGUGAUUGCGAUGACAUCGGAGCAACUUGACAAAUACUUUGCACGCAUUUCGAGUCUAAUAGACAAAAAGAAUGACAAUGCCAUCUCGAGGUUCUUCCCCACCGAGGACGCACCUCGUCUUGAGCCUCUACGACAUGAGAGUACAGAGGAAGAUGCGGAUAGCCGAACCAAGAUGGUCUUGGGUCAAACCGUGAAGGUGCAAAAGGAAGACAACUCCGAUUUGGAAGAUGAGCCGGCAUCGAAACCCGACUUCACAUACGACGCUUUUCGUGCGGUUGAAGACCUCACAGAGGCCGCACAAUAUUUUUACACAGCCGCAGGUAAGAGUUUCCCCGCUAUCGCUCAGGAUCGUGAUACUCAUAUUAUACCAAGGACGCGUGGCUGGCCUAUCAUUGCAGGAGAUGCCCGAAGCCCGACGAAGCCGAAUAUCGCACCCCUCGUACUGACAACGCAACCCAGUUUCGUGAAGACCCUCACGGGCAAGACCAUCACCCUUGAGGUCGAGUCCUCGGACACCAUUGACAAUGUCAAGUCCAAGAUCCAGGACAAGGAGGGCAUCCCCCCGGACCAGCAGCGACUGAUCUUCGCUGGCAAGCAGCUUGAGGAUGGCCGCACUCUCUCCGACUACAACAUCCAGAAGGAGUCCACCCUCCACUUGGUCCUCCGUCUCCGUGGUGGUAUCAUCGAGCCCUCGCUCAAGGCUCUGGCCUCCAAGUUCAACUGCGACAAGAUGAUCUGCCGCAAGUGCUACGCCCGUCUCCCUCCCCGUGCGACCAACUGCCGCAAGCGAAAGUGCGGUCACACCAACCAGCUCCGACCCAAGAAGAAGCUCAAGUAA
Messenger RNA from Ilyonectria robusta, 1989 nucleotides. RefSeq names its product ubiquitin family-domain-containing protein. The coding region runs from base 1 to 1989 and encodes 662 amino acids. Lineage: Eukaryota; Fungi; Ascomycota; Sordariomycetes; Hypocreales; Nectriaceae. Gene Ontology annotation, molecular function: structural constituent of ribosome; protein tag activity; ubiquitin protein ligase binding. Gene Ontology annotation, biological process: translation; protein ubiquitination; modification-dependent protein catabolic process. Gene Ontology annotation, cellular component: nucleus; ribosome; cytoplasm. The record is from RefSeq and is a predicted model, not a curated record. The transcript is spliced from 8 exons.